Molecule: messenger RNA, 706 nt
Organism: Hermetia illucens (black soldier fly)
Lineage: Eukaryota; Metazoa; Arthropoda; Insecta; Diptera; Stratiomyidae
Exons: 4
Coding region: 138-608 (156 amino acids)
Source: RefSeq, a predicted model, not a curated record
CUUUCGAUUUGAGAAGUCAUGGAACUUCCACAAGACUAAAAAUAGCCGGACGACGUCCUCUGUCUGAGCGCAGUCUCGUCUUCUUGUCUUCAGGCUUUAGGGAGAAAGACUAUCUCGUCUUAGUUUAUUUCUAGUCUAUGCUGCCUAAAAAUAGAUCUUCACAAUCAGGAUAUCAGAUGAUCCUGCGAAUGCUUCCCUCGGCGAGUUCAGUUGGGUUUGGGAUACUUGAACGAGCGACAUACGAAAUGUUCUUCCCGAGGCUUGGUAUUUCGUCUAUCAAAGAUACUCAACAAAACGCAGUUAAAAGUCCUGUAUUGGCUAUUAUUGCGCUUAUUACGAUAGGAGGAUCGAUGUGCUUUGUCGCCGGAGGCUUAUUCCUUUUCAGUGCCAUAUCGUCGCAGCAAAGUGAAAAGUACUGUUCGGGAUUCCUGAUAAUUUUCAUUGGAAUUGUUUUGUUAAUGACAUGUUACUUCGCAUGGGUUUUAACGAGCCAUCGAUUCACUAAUUGGAUGUCAGAGAGUACAAGUGAAAGCAACUCUCAAAGUGCUGCAAAUGAUGUACAUGAUGGAAGCCCUCCCAGCUAUGACGAAGUUGUUAGAGAGAUGUAAACGGUCCGGUUCGGAUUUACCCCCGAAGCAUUGAUUCUACUUUUGUAUGCAAAUAUGAUACCAAAGAAACUAUUAAAACCAAAUUUAUUCGAAAUAUA